Dracunculus medinensis (Guinea worm) is the source of this 450-nucleotide messenger RNA. The record is from the annotation of a GenBank genome assembly. Lineage: Eukaryota; Metazoa; Nematoda; Chromadorea; Rhabditida; Dracunculidae.
AUGGCAGAUUGGGCUUCGUGGAUGAAGUGGGUUUUCCCAUUCCCGCCUAAAGGUAUUGGAUCAUCUGGUAUAAUGCCGACAAAAGAUGCUGUUCAAUUCCUCUUAGUUCCAAGUUCCAACAUAAUUCGCUUUGCCGGAAUUUCGGGAGCAUUAGCUGUUUCAUUUUCUGCCUAUGGCGCACAUGCUCUAGAAUUCAAUAAAAUCAAUGAUAAAAGAAGGAUUCGGGCGUUUGAAGUCGGAUCGCGAUAUCAUAUAAUUCAUUCGGUAGCAAUACUGAGUUCACCGUUUGCUAGAUAUCCGUUAUUAACUGCAAGCCUUUUCACUGCUGGAAUAAUAUUUUUUUGUGGUAACUGCUAUUAUUAUAGUUUUACUGGUAAUGAAAUUGCACGAAAAUAUGUUCCUAUAGGUGGAACACUUUUCAUUAUUGCAUGGUUAUCGCUUAUCGCUUAA